AUGAUGUCGGUUACGGGGUGGUUUCCUGCUUAUGUUAAAUUUGCCCCUGAACUUGAUAGGUUGGCGGCGAAACCCUUUUACAACCAAAGAAACACAAAUUGUUCACCACAACUGUCCUUCCAACGCAACAGUUUGAAGAGAUGCUAUUGCAAAAAGAAAGAGCAAGACACACAGUUUUUAUCAGAUAGUCCAUGGGAUAGUGGGGAUGUAUGGGCCAAUCUUGCUCUCUAUCUUUUCACUCUUCAUAUUCCUCUCAGUUUUGGAGGCUUAUCCGUUGUUUCAUUGCUCACAGGACAACAACCUCUUCUUCACCCACAAACUCAGGCCAUAUCACUUGUUACCAUCCAAGUUCUUGAGUUUAAUGCAGCUCUGGUUUUAUUCAAGUACACAGCUAAGCCACAAUAUAAAUUUUCAAAUUUCUUCAAAAAUAACGCCAUGAACUGGUUUUUUUCAUCAGCUCUUGGAUUUGGGUUUCUUGUUCUUCUCAUUUGUUUAACAUCUCUACUUGGUGACAGAUUAUUUGACUUUAAGGUUCGUCAUUAUACAUAUAUAUCUUUUCUGCAAUUCCAUUUCAUCUUUAUCAAAAAAGAAGCAAAGAUGAUAUAUGUUGUAAUUCUCCUCCAAUUAUCACUUAUUGAGGUGGUGCUGCCAGGUGUUUUAGAAGUGGGAUAUUGUACACCAAGGAUUUGUAAAUAUGGUGAAGAUCUAGCUGUUAGCACACAGUAG
Molecule: messenger RNA, 726 nt
Organism: Vicia faba (fava bean)
Lineage: Eukaryota; Viridiplantae; Streptophyta; Magnoliopsida; Fabales; Fabaceae
Source: the annotation of a GenBank genome assembly